CAUGAACAACAGCGCCGGAGCCAUGUCCAGCAAGCAAGAGGACAGCGACGGCGCCACCGACAAACUCUCCGACAAACGGGACAUCAAGCCGAUGGUCAAGACCCUCAAUCGCGUCUCUCGCGCAUGCAAUGCUUGCAGGAAACAGAAGAUGCGCUGCGAAGGCGCUGAGAACCCUCCCUGCCGGCGCUGUCGACAUGCCGGGCUCGAGUGCCUGUUCGAAAAGCCAUCGCGCGAAGCAUCGUUGACGGGCGAGGCCGGGCUGGAGCGUAUACGAAGCCUCGAGUCUCAUGUUGCCGACAUACGCGCCUCACAGCAAUCUGUUCAGAGCACCCUUAACGAAAUUCUCGCCCAUCUUCGAGGCGGCGCAACCUACGAGCGCUCGCCAGCCUCCACGUACUCUCAGCCCUACAAUGCCCAAUCCCCUAGCGUGCAGUCUCACCCCACUCCUACCCAGGCUGCACCCUCUCUCAUGGUCGAUACCCAAUCUAUGCCUCCUCCUCAGUCUAUCAGCAGCAAUUACUCACUGCAGUCCAUCGUGAGCCCUACCAACCGGGCUCCAAUGCAAAACCAGGCUUACGGAAGCUCUUCCUUACCCACGGGUUCUUCUCAGGCUGCGAAUGGACAGUCGAAUUGGCAUCAGCCUAUGCCUUCAGAUCAGCAAGGUGUGGUGUACGGCUCUUACAAUAACCACGCGCAAAGCCUUGCGAUGGCUGGCUCUGCAGCGCUCCGCGAUUACGGCGCUGAGGACAGGAGAAAGCCAAUUUCGAACGAGAACAGUGCUCAUUCCUCCGAUAUGGAAGACGAGGAUACUAGCGAGCUCCCCGCGUCUGGUCUCGUGGCGCCCUGGGAGGUUCUACGUGGACUAGCAAGCGUCGCCAUUGAACGAGCUGCCUACGAAAACCUUGGCAGUGCUCCACCAAGUCGACCCAGGACGCCUUCUCCCGACCCCCAUCAGCGUCCAGCGAAACGGCGGAGGACUGUGGUCAAACCACGGAACGCGCCAUCCUUCCCUGACGUCGUCACAAAAGGCAUCAUUUCGGAGGGAGAAGCCAGGGAUUUGUUCAGAAUCUUCUACCACGGAUGCUCGACGUUCCUUUCAGUGUUUGACCCUACGUACGAUACCUACGAUGAUUUGCACGGUCGAUCCCCAUUCGCCGUUGACUGCAUCUGCAUGGUGGCCGCCGGGGUCAGGGACGGCGGAGGCAAGCCAAGCGAAACCUACAAGAAGUGCCUGGAGGAGGUUCAGACGAUCUCUCAAGCUACACUCUUUUCUCCUGUCACGCGUCAGGAAGCCGUUCAGGCAAUGAUCCUGGUGGCAGGUUGGUCAGAAAAUGGCUGGCUGCCUGGCGGCCACGCCGUUCGUAUGGCAUUGGAGCUUUCCAUGCACACGGCAUGGCCUAGGCUACUGAAACGCAUGCAAGCAAACAAGGCCGGUCGAACAGCCGAAGAUCGCGAGCUGGUAGUAGCGGCCCGAACCUGGUUUUGCGCCUAUGUUUUCGAACAUCAAAUAUCUUACGGCACUGGACGACCUGCCAUUUUGAAAGAUGACGAGAGUAUCUGGCAGUGUCGACUGCUACUGCAGCAUCCACUGUCUGUUGAGGACGACAUGCGGCUAGUGUCUUCUGUGGAGCUUAUGGCUGUUCGCGAAAGGGUUCAUAAUAAUCUGUCGCCCUUGGACAGACCCAUCGACGAUAUGACCUUCCAAGUUCUUCGCGACGCUGAUGCGGAGUUUCAGACUUGGUAUGCGAACUGGGAUCGAUCAUUUUCGGAAAAGUAUGAGGAUGCAGCUUUCUAUCGUCAAAGUCUUACGAACCAGCGGAUGCACGCCGAGCUGUUUCACAACGCCAACGCUCUGCGCAACAUCAAUGGUCCCGAAGAUGUCGUGCGUAUGCCUCAGGCGCAGCGGGAACUCGCACUUCGUUCCAUUCGCAUCGCUCGCCAGUCCUUGGAAAUUACCGUCGGUUCUCCGGCAUACAGGGAAGGCAUGAAAUAUGCUGUUCACUAUACGCAUGCAACGGCGACCUUUACCGCCACCCUCUUACUACGCCUUGCUCGCUUGUUCCCGGAGGAGUGCGACAUGGAAGAAGCCAGGGUUCAUGUCGAACGCCUGGCGAAGCUUUUGUCCGAAAUUCCGGCAAAACGUUAUGCCCUCACUCUGAAGUUAAUGCUCAAGCGAUCUAAGCAACGCGCGCAGUCGCACUCCAGAUCUCCGUCGUCCGCCCGGGACUCACGCCGCUCGCUGCCCUCGGCCGUGGAUGCCUCGGCGUCUAUGAUUCGGCAAGGCAAUCAGUCUGACGCAUUUUCGCCCACGUAUACGCAAUUCGCAAGCCCUGAUAUGCAGCACCAACAUGCUCAAGGGCAGCCAGGCAUGCCCACGCCUUAUGCGAAUGAAGCCGUCAACAUAGAUCAGAUAUGGCGCGGGUUCGAAAUGGCCCCAAACGAACAAAUACCUGUCUGGCUCUCGGACCAGAGUCUCGGCGGCAACUCGUUCACGCAACAUGGCAUGAACGCAUUUUUGCUGCCACAGGAUUACCUCCCUCCAACUCCUCAAAUCUGGUGAUCCUCCCACUCCGCUGGAUUCGCUGGAUUCACAAGUACCCCUCCGCCACUAUUGACCGAUCUUCCUCUCAUCCUCCACCCAGUUGGCCAUGUCACGACUCACUUGUAUAUUUCCCAUUGCUCUCACUGCGUUUACGUUGACGAAAGACGUGUUGUACAUUUAUGGUCAAGAGGACAUCUCUGGCCCCUGCUAUUGCUUCCGUGGAUCUUGCACAGUAAUGUAUCUCACUGCUACCGAUACCCCG
Molecule: messenger RNA, 2804 nt
Organism: Punctularia strigosozonata HHB-11173 SS5
Lineage: Eukaryota; Fungi; Basidiomycota; Agaricomycetes; Corticiales; Punctulariaceae
Exons: 14
Biological process (GO): DNA-templated transcription; regulation of DNA-templated transcription
Cellular component (GO): nucleus
Molecular function (GO): transcription cis-regulatory region binding; DNA-binding transcription factor activity, RNA polymerase II-specific; zinc ion binding
Source: RefSeq, a predicted model, not a curated record